This is a messenger RNA of Sodiomyces alkalinus F11, 3570 nucleotides long. Its product is annotated as copper-transporting ATPase RAN1. Gene Ontology annotation, molecular function: ATP binding; ATP hydrolysis activity; P-type divalent copper transporter activity. The transcript is spliced from 2 exons. Lineage: Eukaryota; Fungi; Ascomycota; Sordariomycetes; Glomerellales; Plectosphaerellaceae. The record is from RefSeq and is a predicted model, not a curated record. The coding region runs from base 1 to 3570 and encodes 1189 amino acids. Gene Ontology annotation, biological process: copper ion homeostasis; monoatomic cation transport. Gene Ontology annotation, cellular component: membrane.
AUGGCGCCUGCGUACCUCAAGAUACCCACAAAGGGCGACGAUGAGGAGGGGGGGAGGCCUUCAUCAACGGCCCACAUGGCCACCACGACCCUUAAGGUGGACGGAAUGACAUGUGGCGCCUGUACAUCGGCGGUCGAAUCCGGUCUCAAGGGCGUCGAUGGCGUCGGGAACGUCUCUGUCAGCCUCGUAAUGGAGCGCGCCGUUGUCCUUCAUGAUCCCCAGCGCAUUUCCGCCGACGAGAUCCAACAACGCAUCGAAGACCGCGGGUUCGACGCCGAAGUUCUUGCCACCGACCUCCCUUCCCCCGUAUUCACCCGGCAGGCCGUCGAUGAAGGGGCUUUUAUUGACGACGAAGACGAAGACGAAGACGAAUAUGAAGACGAUAAAGAGAAUACCAUGAUGACCACGACCGUUGCUAUUGAAGGAAUGACAUGCGGCGCUUGUACCUCCGCCGUUGAGGGUGGCUUCAAAAACGUUCCCGGCGUGUCCGGCUUCAGCAUAUCCCUGCUGUCGGAGAGGGCCGUCAUUGAGCACGAUCCGAGCCUUUUGCCCGCUGAUAAGAUCGCCGAGAUCAUCGAAGAUCGAGGAUUUGGCGCCACGAUAGUAGAGACUCAGAAGGUCCGACCAGAGAGGAAAGGCAGGAAAUCGAAGUCGGGAAAUGGUGGCUUGCAGAGUUCCGCCGCCACCACCACCGUUGCCAUCGAAGGCAUGACAUGCGGCGCUUGUACCUCCGCCGUUGAAGGCGCUUUCAAAGGCGUUGAUGGCGUGUUACGGUUUAACAUCAGCUUACUAGCCGAACGCGCCGUUAUCACCCACGACGCCACCAAGCUGACCCCCGAAAAAAUCGCCGAGCUCAUCGAGGAUCGGGGGUUCGGCGCCGAGAUCCUAUCCACCCAGUCCGACGUCUCCACUCACUCCAGCACCGCAUCGACGGUCCAGUUCAAGCUCUACGGCGAUUUGGACGGCAUGUCAGCCCUCGCGCUCGAGGCCAAGAUCCAGGCGCUGCCAGGCGUCAAAUCCGCCAAGCUGAACUCGGCCGGCUCACGUCUCACCGUCACCCAUGUACCACACGUCAUCGGCCUACGCUUGAUCGUAGAAGCCAUCGAGGUCGAGGGGCUGAAUGCCCUCGUCGCCGAUAACGACGACAAUAAUGCGCAGCUCGAGUCCCUCGCCAAGACGCGGGAGAUCAACGAGUGGCGCAAGGCCUUCAAGGUUUCACUCGCCUUUGCCAUUCCCGUGUUCCUCAUCAACAUGAUCCUACCCAUGAUUCCCGCCAUCGAUUUUGGUGCUUUCCAAAUCGUCCCCGGUCUCUUCCUCGGCGAUUGUAUCUGUUUGAUUCUCACCAUACCGGUCCAAUUCGGCAUCGGCAAGCGCUUCUACGUAUCCUCGUGGAAAUCGAUCAAGCAUAAAUCCCCUACCAUGGACGUCCUCAUUGUCAUCGGCACCUCUUGCGCCUUCUUCUUCAGUGUCGGCGCCAUGCUCGUAUCAUUAUUUUCCCCUCCUCAUACCCAGCCGAGCACAAUCUUCGAUACCAGCACCAUGUUGAUCACUUUUAUCACCUUGGGCCGUUUCUUGGAAAACCGAGCCAAGGGCCAGACCUCCAAGGCCUUGUCGCGGCUUAUGUCUCUGGCACCAUCCAUGGCCACUAUCUAUUCCGAUCCCAUCGCUGCGGAGAAGGCAGCCGAGAGCUGGGAUACCGCGCCGGGGUCGUCCGAACGUAAGACGUCGACUUCCCACGAGGGAUCGGCGGCCGAAGAGAAAAUCAUCCCUACCGAACUAAUCCAGGUAGGAGACAUUGUCCUCCUGCGGCCGGGUGACAAGAUUCCGGCCGACGGUAUGAUUGUCCACGGCGAGACCUACGUCGACGAGAGCAUGGUCACCGGCGAGGCAAUGCCUGUGCAGAAGAAGAAAGGCAGCUACCUCAUCGGCGGUACCGUCAACGGCCAUGGCCGGGUCGACUUCAGGGUCACUCGUGCCGGCCGAGACACCCAGCUUAGCCAGAUCGUCAGGCUCGUCCAGGAGGCGCAGACAACCCGCGCACCUAUUCAACGCCUGGCGGACACUUUAUCCGGUUACUUCGUCCCGAUUAUUCUUGUUCUAGGAUUCAGCACCUUCUUCGUGUGGAUGAUUCUCAGCCACGUACUCAAGCAGCCGCCCGAGCUGUUCCUGCGCGAGGCCAGCGGUGGCAAGAUUAUGGUAUGCGUUAGGCUCUGCAUCUCCGUCAUUGUCUUCGCCUGCCCUUGCGCCCUUGGUCUGGCCACCCCCACAGCCGUCAUGGUGGGCACCGGCGUCGGAGCCGAAUCCGGCAUUCUCGUCAAGGGUGGUGCCGCGCUGGAGACAACCACCAGGGUCACGCAGAUCGUCCUAGACAAGACCGGCACCAUCACCAACGGUAAAAUGAGCGUCGCGAACGCCCGUAUCGUUUCCCUCUGGCAAGACACCGAAUGGCAGCGUCGGAUGUGGUGGACCAUCGUAGGCCUGGCGGAAAUGGGAAGCGAACACCCUGUGGGUAAGGCCGUUCUCGCCGCCGCCAAGGCCGAGCUCGGUAUGCACAUAGAGGGCACCAUCGACGGCACCGUGGGCGAAUUCAACGCUGUUGUGGGCAAGGGCAUCAAGGCGCUCGUGGAGCCGGCGUCGAGCGCCGAACGGACAAGAUACCGGGUCCUCGCGGGCAACGUCCGUUUCCUGCGCGAGAACAAUGUCGAGGUCCCCGAGGACGCCGUCGAGGCGUCAGAGGAGAUCAACAGCAAGGCCGGCAAGGGCUCCAAGGCCUCGUCGGCUGGCACCACGAACAUCUUCAUCGCCGUCGACGGCAAGUACACCGGCCAUCUCUGCCUCUCGGAUACCAUCAAGGAGGGCGCCGCGGCCACCAUCGCCGUCCUCCGCCGCAUGAAAGUCAAGACGGCCAUGGUGACGGGCGACCAGCGGUCCACAGCCGUCGCCGUCGCCAACGCCAUCGGCAUACCUCCCGAGGACGUCUACGCCGGGGUGUCUCCGGACCAGAAGCAGGCCAUCAUCCGCCAGCUUCAGGACCAAGGCGAGGUGGUCGGCAUGGUGGGCGAUGGCAUCAACGACUCCCCCGCCCUCGCCACGGCCGACGUCGGCAUCGCCAUGGCCAGCGGCACCGACGUGGCCAUGGAGGCGGCCGACGUGGUGCUGAUGCGACCCACGGACCUGAUGGACGUCCCCGCCGCCCUGCACCUCGCGCGCUCCAUCUUCACCCGCAUCAAGCUCAACAUCGCCUGGGCCUGUCUCUACAACAUCGUCGGUCUGCCCUUCGCCAUGGGCCUCUUCCUCCCCUUCGGCCUCCACGUGCACCCCAUGGCGGCCGGCGCUGCCAUGGCCUGCAGCAGCGUCAGCGUCGUUGUCAGCAGUCUCCUGCUGAAGUUCUGGUCGCGGCCUGCGUAUAUGAACGACGCUCUCGUGGAGGAGCGUGGCGGCGUUACCCGGCGCAGGGGCUUCGGCCUCUUCGACAGGCUGACGGACGUCAUCGACCAGUUGCGGGGUCGCAGGAAGGAUGCGGCUGGUUACGUUCCUCUGGAGGAGAUUUCGGAGAGAGGAGAGGUAUGA